Molecule: messenger RNA, 1535 nt
Organism: Betta splendens (Siamese fighting fish)
Lineage: Eukaryota; Metazoa; Chordata; Actinopteri; Anabantiformes; Osphronemidae
Gene: cd74a
Product: CD74 molecule, major histocompatibility complex, class II invariant chain a
Exons: 9
Coding region: 120-971 (283 amino acids)
Biological process (GO): protein trimerization; intracellular protein transport; antigen processing and presentation
Cellular component (GO): membrane
Molecular function (GO): macrophage migration inhibitory factor binding; MHC class II protein binding
Source: RefSeq, a predicted model, not a curated record
CAUGUCUUCACCUUUCCGAGGAACCCGACCCGUGUUCGUUCCUCAUUUUCAAGGCAAUUUAUCCAGUGGCCUGUCCGAUCUUGGUCAGUUUGUUGCACAGAAGAAGCUGAGAGAAACGGAUGGCUGAGCAGGAAGAUUCCCCCCUGGCCACAGGGAGCCUGGCCGGCAGUGAGGAGGCCCUCGUUGUCCCAGCAGCACCCAGAGGGGGCUCCAACAGUCGUGCUCUGAAGGUGGCAGGCCUGACCACUCUGGCAUGUUUGCUGCUGGCUAGCCAGGUGUUCACCGCCUACAUGGUGUUGAGCCAGAAGCAGCAGAUCCACACGCUGCAGAAGAGCUCAGAGAGGAUGGGCAAACAGCUGACUCGCUCGUCUCAGGCCGUGUCUCCAAUGAGGAUGCACAUGCCCAUGAACAGCCUCCCUCUGCUGGCAGACUUCACUUCAGACGAGGAUCCCAAGAAAAAAGCUCCCUCCACGAAACCGAAGGACACCGCCGUCGUCAGCGUGGAGAAACAGCUGAGGGAUCUCAUGCAGAACUUCCAGCUGCCCCACUUCAAUGAGACCUUCCUGUCCAACCUGCAGAGCCUGAAGCAGCAGAUCAACGAGAGCGAGUGGAAGAACUUCGAGACCUGGAUGCGUCACUGGCUCGUCUUCCAGAUGGCCCAGCAGAAGCCAGCGGCGGCGCCCACCUCUGAGCCAGCGUUUGAGGUCAAGACCAAAUGCCAGCUGCAGGCGUCCCCCGGCUACAGCAAGAUCGGCGCCUUCAAGCCUCAGUGUGACGAGCAGGGCCGCUACCUGCCCAUGCAGUGCUGGAGCGCCACCGGCUACUGCUGGUGUGUGGACAAAGACGGCAACGUCAUCGAGGGCACUCAGAUGCGCGGCCAGCGCCCCACCUGCCAGAGAGGUGCGUAUUCACGCCGCAUGAUGGCUGCACCCAUGAUGAUGCAGAAGACCCUCAGCGAGGAUGAUAAUUGAAACAAAAGGCGUGGAGCAGCAGGAGACACUUCUUUGCAGGAAUGAGGGAUCUGGUAACAUAGCAAGGACUUUGACGCGUAUAUAAUAAUGACCUUGGUCACUGAUCAGCUAAUCCUUCUCAUGCUUUUAAUCCCUUUGGUGGUUGCUUCAAAUGAAAUCAGUAGGAACGCGUAGCUUUCGUGUGCUGCUUUUUAUUUUUGACUUUUACACAAGAACCUGUUUUGGGGUUUCUUCUUUGAAGAAGACUUUGAAGUCUAUAUAUACAUAUAACCUGUAAGACAUUAUGAGUAUUAAAUUCAUUUGUUGCUGAAGAAUGCGUAAUGGGUAAAAUCAAUUUAACCAAACAUGUGAUCACACUUUGACUUUACCCUGUUUCCUUGUAAUUUGGUCGCCAGAGCUUUUGAAAGGAGGUGAAUGUACAGUGUCAGCGUGUGGCUGUGAAGCUGUUCAUGUGAAAGAAGGCUCAAUAAAGUAUUCCUAACAACCCUGUUUGCAUUUCUAUACAUAUAUUCACUCAUGUUAAAUCUGUCACCUAAAUAAACUUCAUAAUGAUUUGAUGCAGUA